AUGGAAGAAGACGCUAAGAGGAUAGAUGAAGUAACUGAAUGUCCAUAUGUGGUCGGCAACAAGAUUACGCUGCAGCUGGAGGGUCGCCCAGUUCAAGCUACAAUCGUGAAAACCUUUGAACCCUGGACUCAAUCAUGCGCCAUGGUUCUUUCAUUUGAUUCCGACCUCUCUGCUAUAGGGAUUGAGGGAAAUGUGGUCUUGAAGAUCUAUGACCGACGGUUUUCAACGGAACUACGAAGUCUCUGGAAAAGGGCCGGCCCUUGGACCCCAGAAAUCGAGAGAGAUCUUUACAAGCUUCUUUGCUCGGAUGAAGGAAUGGAGUUUGCAAUUGAAUACGAAAGGUCUUGCAUAAAGGAAAGAGAAGAAGAACACGGGUUUAUACCAACGAUCAUAGAGGAAGAUACCAGUGAAGAACAGGACCAACAGAACACCCAUGAGCAGGAAGGCACCAAUAAAAGCGACAGCACCAAUGGGAAUGGCAAUGCCAAGUCCAAAGGGACCCUCUCCAUAUUCUCCAUGCUCUCGAUCAAGCUCUUCUCUCCUCUCUUCCAUGGAUGCAAGAUUGUUUUCCGUGGUCUAUCCUGCGCCAUCCGCUUUUUUGGAGGCCAUAAGAUCAUUGAUGUUGAAAACCAAACGACCAAUAGGUGUGAUGAAGCCAGCGGAAAUAAUCCUAUCAACAAAUACCAUAGAACAACUGGGGAACAGCAGACCAACAAUCUCGAAGCAGUGGUUGAGGACCCGGAGGAAUCUGAAAAUGAAGAAGAGGAGUGGGAUCGCACAUGUGAAGAGGUAGAUACAUAUGUUGCCAAGCAGAUUCUUUAUGAAGCAGAAAUCAGAGCAUACGAGACGAUGAAAGAUCUGCAAGGUAUCUACGUCCCUCGAAUUUUUGCACAUACGAAAAUGCUGGGGCCAAAAUAUACCCAAGAUCAGCCCUUCAGUCGGUAUUUCGAACACCCUGGAAUUCUUAUGGAAUACAUUGAAGGAUUCCCUCUGCACGAGCUCCCGGAAAAUGCCCCAAGGAAAGCAUGGCAUCCCAUCGUUGACAAAGCUAUUGAGAUUGUCAACAAUAUCAUGCGCCAUGGGGUCCUCAAUGACGAUACGAAUGUAAGGUGCUUUAUUGUGCAACCUGAUCCAGCCAACGAUUCCGAUUCUGAAUACAGGUUUAAAUUGGCUAUGAUUGACUUUGGUCAUACCAGAUUGCGUAGCCAAUACCCGCCAGAAGAGGACUGGCGAUCGUGGGAAGCACUUAAUGAUGCAGAGGGUGCUAUCGGAGUAAUAAUGAAUUGGAAAUUGGGCGAGAUAUGUGAAGGAGCAUAUGUCUACACACGAACUCCCUAUAGCAAAGCGCUUCAAUAUGAUUACAUGAGGGAAGAGUGUUCCGAUAGAAUAUAG
This is a messenger RNA of Penicillium vulpinum, 1392 nucleotides long. RefSeq lists its product as uncharacterized. Lineage: Eukaryota; Fungi; Ascomycota; Eurotiomycetes; Eurotiales; Aspergillaceae. The record is from RefSeq and is a predicted model, not a curated record. The coding region runs from base 1 to 1392 and encodes 463 amino acids. The transcript is spliced from 3 exons.